Messenger RNA from Carlito syrichta (Philippine tarsier), 997 nucleotides. RefSeq names its product myelin protein zero (gene MPZ). NCBI's taxonomy places the organism in Eukaryota, Metazoa, Chordata, Mammalia, Primates, Tarsiidae. The transcript is spliced from 6 exons. The record is from RefSeq and is a predicted model, not a curated record. Gene Ontology annotation, biological process: myelination. Gene Ontology annotation, cellular component: membrane.
CCUGGUCCCCCACUCUCCAACCCCACAGACGCUCUGGGCCUGGGCCCCUGCCCCUGCCCAAGCUAUGGCUCCCGGGGCUCCUUCUUCCAGCCCCAGCCCUAUCCUGGCUGUGCUGCUCUUCUCUUCUUUGGUGCUGUCCCCGGCCCAGGCCAUUGUGGUUUACACGGACAGGGAGGUCCAUGGUGCUGUGGGCUCCCGGGUGACCCUGCACUGCUCCUUCUGGUCCAGUGAGUGGGUCUCAGAUGACAUCUCCUUCACCUGGCGUUACCAGCCCGAAGGGGGCAGAGAUGCCAUUUCGAUCUUCCACUAUGCCAAGGGUCAGCCCUACAUCGACGAGGUGGGGACCUUCAAAGAGCGUAUCCAGUGGGUAGGAGACCCUCGCUGGAAGGAUGGCUCCAUUGUCAUACACAACCUAGACUACAGUGACAAUGGCACUUUCACCUGUGACGUCAAAAACCCUCCAGACAUAGUGGGAAAGACCUCUCAGGUCACGCUCUAUGUCUUUGAAAAAGUGCCAACUAGAUACGGGGUGGUGCUGGGAGCCGUGAUCGGGGGUGUCCUCGGGGUGGUGCUGUUGCUGCUGCUGCUUUUCUACCUGGUUCGGUACUGCUGGCCGAACCCACAGCACCCGUUUUCCUGCAGUGCCAUGGAGAAGGGGAAGUUGCACAAGGCUGGAAAGGACUCAUCGAAGCGCGGGCGGCAGACACCCGUGCUGUACGCCAUGCUGGACCACAGCAGAAGCACCAAAGCGGCCAGCGAAAAGAAGUCCAAGGGGCUGGGGGAGUCUCGCAAGGAUAAGAAAUAGCGGUUAGCGGGCCGGGCGGGGGCGCGGGGUUCAGGGGCGGAGGCCGCCAAAGGCCCUCAGGUGGUGGUCAUCGAGAUGGAGCUACGGAAGGAUGAGCAGGGCUCGGAGCUCCGGCCUGCUGUCAAGUCCCCCAGCAGAACCAGCCUCAAAAACGCCCUCAAGAACAUGAUGGGCCUGGACUCGGACAAGUGA